GUACGGGACAGCGAGGUUGGUAGUGGAUUGGCGGGGUCGCGACCUUGAAAACAAUUGUAACCGCUGAAACGCUUGUUUCUUAUCCCGCUCGCUGGCAAUAAAAAAUAAACCCAAAUUUCGCUCAUCGAAAAUGAAGGGAUCACUGAAAACCCGGCAUGAUUCCGACAAAAUGGAGGCUGUGGCCACCGUCGCCGUCAACGCCGGCGACGUCAGGCUCCGAGCCUCCAUGACAGACGCUACUCUGGUCAACGGCCCCAGCUUAAACGGCAUAGCUCUAGCCGUCGAAAAGCCCGGCUUCUUCAUCAUCGACUACAAUGUCCCCAAAAAGGAUUUCAGGUUUCAAUUUAUGAGAACAGUGACGGUUAGGGAUAAGCCACUGAACUUGAAUUACAUUCACUUUAAUGGCGAUAACCGGACAAUAUUGGACGGGACUUUUGUCUUCGAUCCUUCUAACAAGGUUUCAGCUAAUCACGUGCUCGGCUCCGGAAACUGCAAGCUGAAAUAUACUUAUGUGCAUGAAGGACUCACCACCUACGAGCCAAUCUACGAUUUCGCAAAGGAUACGUGGGACUUCGCAAUUUCGCAGAGAGUAUAUGGUGAUGAUGUGUUUAAGGCUCUCUACCAAACCUCGAGCAAGAACUUGUCCCUUGAAUGGUCGAGGAAUUCAAAAUUGAAUGGAAGUUUUAAGGUUUCUGCAUCUCUUAAUUUGGCCGAUGAUGUUAAAAUGCCAAAGUUGAGCGCCGAGAGUACCUGGGACUUUGAACUGUGAUUCCUCAUUCCUGGCUAUCAUUUUUCUGCCGUGAGGCCCGUGACCAUUCAAAGGUGAAGACUAUGGGUGAUCGGGUUUCACUAUAUGGAAGAUUACUGUGAUUGUACUUGAGAGAAUACAAUGCUGUGGUUAUUGCAAUAGGCUUAAACUUUAGUGAUUUAUUGCCACUUCACUUUGAUGCACGCUUUAUUCCUUUGUCGAGUGAAAUUUAUUAUUCUUCAUA
Molecule: messenger RNA, 992 nt
Organism: Ipomoea nil (Japanese morning glory)
Lineage: Eukaryota; Viridiplantae; Streptophyta; Magnoliopsida; Solanales; Convolvulaceae
Product: outer envelope pore protein 24A, chloroplastic
Exons: 3
Coding region: 131-769 (212 amino acids)
Biological process (GO): regulation of monoatomic ion transmembrane transport
Molecular function (GO): voltage-gated monoatomic cation channel activity
Source: RefSeq, a predicted model, not a curated record